Messenger RNA from Monomorium pharaonis (pharaoh ant), 1508 nucleotides. Its product is annotated as peptidyl-prolyl cis-trans isomerase. Gene Ontology annotation, cellular component: intracellular membrane-bounded organelle. The transcript is spliced from 2 exons. The record is from RefSeq and is a predicted model, not a curated record. The coding region runs from base 343 to 861 and encodes 172 amino acids. Gene Ontology annotation, biological process: protein folding; protein peptidyl-prolyl isomerization. Gene Ontology annotation, molecular function: peptidyl-prolyl cis-trans isomerase activity. Lineage: Eukaryota; Metazoa; Arthropoda; Insecta; Hymenoptera; Formicidae.
ACGCGAUGACCGUCAGUCAAUUGCUUCUAUAGUCAAAGGAUCCUGUUGCCUGACAUUGUGUGAUGGACUUAAAUUUCGGAACGCAGUUGAACGCAGUCAUUGUAGACAAGGCAUUAUGGAGCACGUGGGGCAAGUAGACAGUAGACACGUUUGGAAAUCACAUACAGAAUUCAAAAAAAAUUCUGUAAUAUAUGGUCCGAGUUAUGACAGAAUUCAAACCAAAAGAAAUUGCUAUAGAUUAAAGGAAGGACUACGUUAGUAUUAUAUUUUUGAAGAGAUAAAUCGCUAAAAGAGAAAAAAAGAGGCUAGAAGAUAAUUAUAAAAAAAGCUUUUAAUACAUUGAUGAAUGGUCACGAGCACAGGAUGAACUUACCACUAGUAUACUUCGAUAUAUCUGUAGAUGACAAGCCAUUAGGACGAAUUAUAAUACAAUUACGUACAGAUGUUGUACCAAAAACAGCAGAAAAUUUUCGUGCCUUGUGUACAGGAGAAAAAGGUUAUGGAUACAAAGGAAGCUAUUUCCAUCGUAUAAUUCCAAAUUUUAUGUGUCAAGGUGGUGACUUCACAAAUCACAAUGGUACAGGUGGAAAAUCUAUCUUUGGAGAGAAAUUUGAGGAUGAAAAUUUUGAACUUAAACAUACUUCCAUGGGUACAUUAUCAAUGGCAAAUUCUGGUCCAAAUACAAAUGGUUCACAGUUCUUCAUUACCACUGUAAAAACACCUUGGCUAGACAAUAAGCACGUCGUAUUUGGCAGUGUUUUUGAGGGAGUCGAUAUUGUAAGAAAAAUUGAAAGUUAUGGUUCGUCAACUGGGAAGACAUAUCAGAAGAUCAUGAUAGCAGAUUGUGGUCAAUUAUCAUAAGCAUUAAAAUAAAUAGCAAUGAUAUGAAAAACAAAGUAUGUAAAGUAACUUUAACUAUAUUUAUACUUUUAAAAUUUGUUAUCUCUGAUCUUUUAAUAGUGAAAAUGGGAUAAUACUAAAAUAAUUCCACUUAAAUAUGAAAGGUUAUAGAAUUGGUAAUCUGUAACCAAAUUUAUGUUUAAUUUUUACACACACACACACACACACAUACACAUAAGUAUUUUUAAAAGUAAAUAAAAGUGUUUUAUUCUGUAUACAAGGAAGGAAUAUUCUUUAUGUAGGCCUAGAGGAAUUACAGUUUCAGAAUCUAUAAUUUACUCCAAUGAACACUAAAUAAAUAAUGAUAAACAGAAACAAUGGUGCGAAAAGUAGUUGAAAUAAAAAAUAGUAACAGAAACAUUUAAUAGCUAUAAAAACUACUAUUUGAAAUAAAUAUUUUGUGUAGUGCAUAUAAAAUAUGUAAAGUGAAUAUUUUAUUUUGAGCAAAUGUAAAUAGAAAUACUGUUUGCUUUAUGCAAAUAAAUAAAAAAGCGCCAAUAAGUAUUGAGAAUAGAUCUUAGUGUUUAAUAAUACUCAUAUUACAUUAAUUUUCAAUACAUUUUUGGUUUCUAUAAAUUGUGUGCCAAUAAAUAUUUCAAUGAUAUUAC